Mya arenaria is the source of this 5487-nucleotide messenger RNA. RefSeq names its product nuclear exosome regulator NRDE2-like. Gene Ontology annotation, biological process: regulatory ncRNA-mediated post-transcriptional gene silencing; negative regulation of RNA catabolic process. Gene Ontology annotation, molecular function: protein binding. Gene Ontology annotation, cellular component: catalytic step 2 spliceosome. Bases 48 to 3650 code for a protein of 1200 amino acids. The transcript has 9 exons. Lineage: Eukaryota; Metazoa; Mollusca; Bivalvia; Myida; Myidae. The record is from RefSeq and is a predicted model, not a curated record.
UUCUGAUGUCGGAUGUUCGUUUAACCAACUGAAACAAUUUCUUUACGAUGUCAGGAUUCACACAUGGUAGCUUUCCACGGACUGGUCUUUUUCCUUCAGCUGAAAGUAUUAACCAGAAUGUCAAAAAAGACACUGGUGUAAAAAACAAUGAGGAUUGGUUGAAGAACAAGAGUUUUACCCAUGAUACAGCACAGAAAUUGGAAGAGUUUCAAAAAGAACUAAAAUGGCUGCAACAAGAAGAGAGUGAUAUUCCCGAAACAUCAGCUAUUAUUAAACCAGUUGUUCAAGUCCAAGAAGUACCGAAGGCCACAGCAGAGGACUCCAAAAGUUAUACACAUGUAUCGGAAAUUCAAGAACCAGAUAUUCCAGGGCAAGACUACAAACGAGAUAAACUUGGAAAGAAAAAGAAACGCAGACACAAAUACUCUUCAGGAGAUUCAGACUCGGAGAAAGAGAGAUAUGACAGAAAGAGGUAUAAUUCUGGUGACUCAGACUCUGGUUCAAAAGACGGCAGAACAUACCACAAAGAGAGGAAAAAGAAGAGGAAGACGAAAGAUUAUUAUUCAAGUGAAAAUGAAGAUAAAAAGUCGAAGAAAUCUAGCAAACAUAAGAAGAAACAUAAGCACAAGCUGUCUGAGAGGUAUUCAAGGUCACCCCCAAAGGAGAAAACAAUACCUGGCUUGUUACAAACAAAGCACAUCUUCCUAAACGAUGUUUAUGACAUUGCCCCAGACCACCCGUUUAAGCUGGACCGGGCUCCAGACAAGAACAGCCUCACAUAUGGUUCCCUGUACACCGGACAUGUUGCUGAGUACCGGACUACAUGUAACCAGUGUGUCGGUUCCCUUGGCAAAGUGCCAAUGUUUGUUUAUGAAAAAGUGAAGAAAAAAGACAAGAGUGCCGGGAACCGGUAUUAUGAUCGAGAGAACAGAAAGUUAGGGAAUCAAUAUCCAAAGGAAAGAAUAGUCAUGAACUUGGGUGAUUCUAAUAAUGUUGAAACAAUGCCAGAGUUUGUUGCUUUUGGGAAAGACACUACAAUUGGUGCUAUCGGUGUGAAAGUUGGCGACAGUCAAAAUGUAAGAGAUACAAUUCUUGACCCAGCUACAAGUCUUUAUGUACAGGGAAUGGGAGGCAAAUCAGAGAUUGAUAAUAAAGAAGACAUUAUUGUUGAACUAGAUGAGACUAGGGUAAAAGUUGUUGAAUAUAACAGAAAACUCAGGGAAAAUCCGGGCAGUAUCAAACUAUGGCUAGAUUUUGCUAAAUUUCAGGACAGUAUUUCAGCUGAAGCAAAUCUAAAAAAGGAAAGUGUGAAUGAAAAGAAGAUGACUGAGAAAGCUGUGUUGGAAAAAAAGAUAAGCAUCAUAGAGAAAGCACUUGGACAUAAUCCUGGCCACAUUGACCUGCUUCUUGCCAAGAUUGAGCUAAGUGCAGAGAUAGUUGAUUCAAGCAAGAUAAACAAAGAUCUUGAACAACUUCUGUUUGUCCAUCCAGCCAAUACAAAGCUCUGGAAAUACCACCUCAUGUUUAACCAGUCCAGACUGACUGUGUUCACUGUUGCGAAACAGUGCAAACUCUACCACAAGUGUUUCAAAAUGUUGCUCAAAAUCCAUACUGGGGUUUUGCAGACUCACUCAGUUCCUGAAAAUCUGGAACAUGAAAUAAUUGAGAUAUUCCUGCAAUACUGUCAGUUCCUGAUUCAAGUUGGCUUCAAAGAGCGGGCUCUUGCCACAUUUCAAGCCAUUCUGGAGUACAAUCUUUUCUGCCCUCCACUUUUGAAGAGUGCAUCUAAAGAAAGCAAGAUGGCUGCCUUUGAAGAGUUCUGGGAUAAUGAGUCAGCAAAAAUUGGAACCCAGGGGGCUUGUGGGUGGAAUCAGACUGGAAGUGAGGCUGGAAGUGAUGUGCUGAGUAAUGACCAAGAUGCUCUUGAAGAGCAAGAGGAGGCCAUUAUAGAGAGGAAGGAAAGCAAACAUUUCACCUGGCUGAAGAUCGAGUUGCUAAGAGACCAUCACCAUUGGUUGCCAUGGAAACCUGACCUCUUCAAAGGUCAGACUGAGGAGGAUUGUGAAGACCCUGAGAGGAUGGUCGUGUACGAUGAUGUAAAGCCAGUGGUGUUUGAUAUCUCAGAGAUGCUACAUUAUGACCUUGUUGUUGCCUUGCUUGAAAUGCUAGGACAUGAACCCAAGGGGUGUCCGAAAUCAAAGUUUUCAGAUGCAUUUGUAAGUCUGUCAGAUAAACUUAAUGCUCACGAUGAUCAUUCUUAUUUUAGUGGAGCUGUCUUUGAACUAAAAAGUACAUGUGAUCUCUCUCAAAAUCCAGUGCUAAAACCAUUUGUGAUAAAUUUUUUGAAGCAGGUAAUACCUUGUUUCAAUGGAAGUGAGAACACAAGCUUGACAUUGAUGUUGCUAGAAGUGCAGUUAUCAUGUUACACGAUGAAUAAUCUUUCAAAGAGUGAUAAAAAGGAAAUUCGGAAAAUUGUUAAGAAUUUGUUAAAAGAUAAAAAAAUUAGGAAUAACUUAGCUGUGUGGUGCAGGUACAUUGAAAUAGAACGCAUCAUAGGAAAACCUGGGGAAGCUAAAGCGAUUGCAGAAACUGCAUUGGCAAUGUACAGCGGAAAAAAUAUUGAGGAAACAACACCUGAAUCUAAUGGGUUGAUUGAUCUGUAUUCCCUUUAUUGCGAUAUCUUGAUGGAUAUCAAUCAUGGAAGAUCGUGUGAGUUGUUGUGCAAAAAGACAGGUGCUAGUUUAGAUGUGAAGAAAUCAGUGUUAGCAACUCUUGCUUGCUUGAUGGAUGAAAAGAAAUUUGAUCCUAAAGCUACUGGGGAAAUUCCUAGUUCUUCUGUCCUGAAAACUGUCUCCAAGUUUUCCAAAGCAUUAGAAAGAGCAAAUGCUAACUUUUUUCGAAGCCCAACUCAAGAUAACAAGAAUAGACUUUUAUCCACAGUUUGGUGCUACGCAAAGUUUACCUAUUGCAAAAGUGGAUUAGAAUUAUCAGUAGACAUGAUCUCAGAUGUGAUACAAAAUCUUUACUUAUUAACUGACCCUAGCGUAACUAGAGGCCUCCAUGAAUACAAACUAAAACUGAUAGUUCACCACAUGGCUGUGUCGUCAGGCCUGGUAUCAUUUCUCCGAGACCAUCUAGAUCAGGCGCUGCAGGCCUUUCCCAAUGAUCGGAUAUUUUUGUCGUUAUUUGUGGACAUUGAAAGGAAAUCGAAGAUCAGCGGUCGCUUGAAUCGGUUCUUUGACAGGGCGUGUAGGAUGGCAGAAUCUCAUAUUCCAGUUGCUGUUGGAGUGGGCUUUCUCUGCAGUGUUCUUCAGGAUAGAAAAUCUAUAGACUACAGUUCAACACUGAGCGGACUGGUUCAUCGUGCAAGAUCAUGGCUGGAACACAGUCUGUCUACAACCUGUCUGGAACACUCCAUCCUGCUAUGGCGGCUGUAUCUCACACUUGAGAGCGAGGUAGAGGGAGGGGGCAGACUGAAGGGCGUGUUCUACAGGGCCGUACAACACUGCCCCUGGGCUAAGAGUGUGUACCUUGACGGAGUGAGACUUCUGGGUGAGGUGCAGCUGCAGGAGAUUGUGGACCUCAUGACAGAGAAAGAAAUACGCGUCCAUCUGCCUACUGAGGAACUAGAUAUCCUCAUUAGUCCAUAACCGCAAGUCAUUGGCUAUGGGCUAUGUCGGGGCAGUGAACAGUUUCAUAGGACCAUGGACCUCAUGACAGAGAAAGAAAUACGCGUCCACCUGCCUACUGAGGAACUAGAUAUCCUCAUUAGUCCAUAACCGCAAGUCAUUGGCUAUGGGCUAUUUGUGGGGGCAGGGGACAGCUUCAUGGGAUCACGGACCUCAUGAUGAAGAAGGAAAUACAUUUUUGAGAAACUAGAUAUCUCGUCAGUCAGUGAACACUUUUGGCUAAUUGAUAGACACAUAGAAGUUCUGAUUUUGACUGUGUUCCAUCAAUUUCCGCACAUUCAUAUCCACAUUGAGGUCCUGGAUAGUCUACUCACAAGGCCCCAAUUUCUCGAAACUACUUUAGUCCCUUAUAACAGAAUUAAACUAUUCUCACAACUUUGUUGUUCGUUAAAAUGUGUUAUAUUUACUUCAAGAAUUUUUAGAAAUUAUGUAGGAAUAAUCUGUAUGAUUAUCAGAGCAAACCAUUUUUUAUUUAUUAAAAUCCAUUUUCAGUAUAUAUUUUGGCUAAUUGAUAUAAGCGACUUAAGCCUGUUAAGCUUAAGAAGUUUCGAGAAAUUGGGGCCUGAUUAACACAAUUACUUGUGUUGUAGAAACUUUCAAAAUUUGGACAUGUAUAUGCUUUGUCUUAGUCUGUCAAAACAAAAAACAACAACAUUAAAUGACAUUGAUAGUGGCUGCUUAUAUGGACUAGCUCAUCACAUUAGGGGCAAUUCGCCAGAUCAUGUUGGGAACAUUUCAUCAAUUAUCAAACCAAAAAGAAUUUUAUUGUCCAUCUGUCUGAAAAGAAACUAUGUAUUCUCAUAAGUAUGUCAACACACCGACUGUGAGUGUCAUUUGCUUGAAAAUCAGUCAAAUUUGUUACGGGAAGAUUUUUGUUUGAAAGUGACUGAACCUCAUGGUAUCUUUUAUUUGUUGUGCCAAAUUGGUGCGCAUAAAAUAUGAUGCUUUGGUAACGGUUACAUGAGAGCUGCGAAUCUAAAGACCAAAACCGGUCUUAUUUUAGUCAAACAAGGAAAUAUCUCAACAAUAUCAAAGUCAAAUUACAGCUAAGGUUAGAGGGUUUUGCACUAGGACAAUGACACCAUGGCUAUGACAAUACCUAGACUUUUUCUGUAAUUAAUAUAGUUUCUUUUUAGCUUGACUGUUUAACUAUGAAAAAAAUAGGACUAUUGUGAUACCAUUGGUGUCUUCAGUGUCAUUCAAUAUUUGUUUUAAUGCAAUUACUUCAAAUACCUGGAACUUGGAACCGUUCAAUAAAACUUGGUACACAUGUAGCCAGAAACAAAACGCACAUUUAGAUCAAGAUCCAUAACAAAAAGAAAAUAUCAGAAAUAUGAAACUUCAUCGCUAAAUGAAGCACAGUUUAAAAUAUUCAAAUGAAACUUUAAACAUGUGUUGUCAGAGACAUACUCGCAUGCAAAUCAGGACCCAUAACUAUGGCUUGAGUAAUUGUUGAGUUAUGCCCCUUUUGACAAAAAAAUAACAGGCAAGCAUCAGCGUUCUUAGCACUCUUGUUUGAUUAUUUGAUAACAUGUAUAAAUGAACUAUAUGCGUAUAAAAGUUUGUCAAAAACUAGUAAUUUUCAUAAUUAUGUGUUUUUAUAAGUCUAUAUAUCAUUAUAGAAUAAGUAAAAUUGUACUUAAUCAAAAUUUCCUUUUGCUGGCAAUUUUUUCUCAUUGAAAAGGCCUAGGCGCUAUUCUAUGUAUGCAAAAUACAGCCGUUGUUAUCAAUUGUAAAUGUUGAAAAACCUGUAUGUAUUUCUCUAUUUAAGUAAAAUGGAAAAUAUUACUAUGUGGAA